Molecule: messenger RNA, 1173 nt
Organism: Microthlaspi erraticum
Lineage: Eukaryota; Viridiplantae; Streptophyta; Magnoliopsida; Brassicales; Brassicaceae
Source: the annotation of a GenBank genome assembly
AUGGCGAUUCGUAUUCCUUUGAUCUGUCUUCUUGUUUCAGUCACGGCAAUUGCAGCUGAUUUGACACCGGAGCGUUAUUGGAACAGUGCGUUACCAAACACUCCCAUACCAACCUCUCUCCGACAUCUAUUUACUACUCCCGAUUUUACCGACAUGAAAAGCACCGACGUUCUAGUAGGAAAAGGAGGCGUGAAUGUUAACGCCGGAAAAGGUAAGCCCGGCGGAGGAACCGCCGUGAACGUCGGAAAAGGAGGUGUAUACGUGGACACCGGAAAGGGUAAGUCUGGCGGAGGGACACACGUGAGCGUUAGCGGCGGAAAAGGUCCAGGUGGAGGCGUCGGCGUCCACACGGGCAAACCCGGGAAGAGGACCGAUGUAGGAGUGGGUAAAGGCGGCGUGACAGUGCACACGCGCCACAAGGGAAGGCCUGUUUACGUCGGUGUGAAACCAGGACCCAACCCUUUUGUGUAUUUGUAUGCAGCGAGUGAGACUCAGCUCCACGACGAUCCCAAAGCGGCUCUCUUUUUCUUGGAGAAGGACAUGGUUCCCGGAAAAGCUAUGAGCCUCCGGUUUAAUGCGGAGGACGGUUACGAUGGUAAAACGGCGUUCCUUCCUCGUGGGGAGGCUGAAACGGUGCCGUUUGGGUCGGAGAAGUUUUCCGAGAUCUUGAACACUUUCUCAGUGAAGCCCGGUUCGGAAGAAGCGGAGAUGAUGAAGAAGACGAUUGAGGAGUGUGAAGCGAGAAGAGUUGGUGGAGAGGAUAAGUAUUGCGCGACGUCUUUGGAGUCAAUGGUCGAUUUUAGCGUUUCUAAACUUGGCAAUCGCGUCCGGGCUGUUUCCACUGAGGUGGCUAAGGACAAUGCACCGAUGCAGAAGUACAAAAUCGCGGCGGCUGGGGUAAAGAAGUUGUCAGACGACAAAUCGGUGGUUUGUCACAAAGAGAAGUAUCCAUUCGCGGUGUUCUACUGCCACAAGGCUAUGAUGACGACCGUUUACGCGGUUCCUCUUGAAGGAGAGAACGGGAUGCGAGCUAAAGCAGUUGCGGUGUGCCACAAGAACACCUCGGCUUGGAACCCAAACCACUUGGCCUUCAAAGUCCUUAAGGUGAAGCCAGGGACCGUUCCGGUCUGCCACUUCCUCCCGGAGACCCAUGUUGUGUGGUUCAACUACUAG